AUGGCAAAGAUUACAGACAUCAAGAACCCACUCACAAGCUCAGGCAAUAUCCUUAAUAUUGGCGAUUGGCUCGGCGCUAUCUGGUGGGUAGUAUUUUUCGGUACAACAUUCGCAAUUGGUGCUAAGGUAGUUCAGGCACUCGAUGCUAAGCUUCCAGGAGGUUUAACUAUGGCUAACAAUGCUUAUUAUGCUGGUACAUUUAACGAAGAUAUCGUUUGUUCAGAAGAUACAGGCUCUGGCGUAGUUCUUACUCCGGGUAUGUAUGUUCCUAUUGGUAAGUAUGUAGUUAAGGCUGACGAAAGAGUAGGUCUCGGUAGAGGUUCAUACGAUUCACAGAACAGCGCAAUCGGUCACCUUUUCGCUCAGUUCUUUGACACAACUGGCACACCUGUUCAGAUUACUAACGGCAAGUUCAGAGUUCUUCUCGAAUCAUCACAGGGUAUUCCUAUCGGUGGUCGUCCUGUAUGGGUUGACGUAGAUCUUAACCAGAUUGCAACAGGUAAGGAUACACCAUCAGAAAGAUACGCUUUCCCAUUUGAGGACGUAGUUCUUUCAGAAGAUAGAGUUUUUAAGUUCCUCAUUAAGAACAACGGCUCACAGGCUGUUACUCUUUCAAAGGCUAACUCUAAGGUUAUCUGCGACGUAACAAGAGUUAUGAUCUAA
Molecule: messenger RNA, 663 nt
Organism: Cylicocyclus nassatus
Lineage: Eukaryota; Metazoa; Nematoda; Chromadorea; Rhabditida; Strongylidae
Source: the annotation of a GenBank genome assembly